GUCAUGGACCACGCGGCCUAGCUCUAGCUGCGCCAGAGCAGACACGCCGGGAGCUCUCUCGGAGGCGCGCGCUAGAGUCUAGAGCAGCGUGCCAGCGGGCAUGGCGGAGCAGCUCAUCUCCACGGCCGAGCACGACACGCUGCCGGACAGCUACGUCCGGCCAGAGACGCAGCGGCCGCGCCUGCGCGAGGUCGUCCCCGACGCGGAGAUCCCCGUGGUCGACCUCGCCGUCCCCGACCGCGCCGCCGUCGUCGCCAGGGUCGCCGAGGCGUGCCGCACCCACGGCUUCUUCCAGGUGGUCAACCACGGUGUGGCGGAGGAGCUGACGGCGGCGAUGCUGGCGGUGGCGUACGAAUUCUUCCGGCUCCCCGCCGAGGAGAAGGCGAAGCUCUACUCCGACGACCCGGGCAAGAAGAUGCGGCUGUCCACCAGCUUCAACGUGCGCAAGGAGACGGUACACAACUGGCGGGACUACCUCCGCCUGCACUGCCAUCCGCUGGAGCAAUACGUCCCCGACUGGCCGGACAAUCCGCCAUCAUUCAGGGAGACGGUGAGCGCGUACUGCCGGGAGGUCCGGGCGCUGGGGUUCAGGCUGUACGGCGCCAUCUCCGAGGGCCUGGACCUGGACGGCGUGUACAUCAAGGAGACGCUGGGCGAGCAGGAGCAGCACAUGGCGGUGAACUUCUACCCGCGGUGCCCGGCGCCGGAGCUCACGUACGGGCUCCCCGCGCACACGGACCCCAACGCGCUCACCAUCCUGCUCAUGGACCAGCAGGUGGCCGGACUCCAGGUGCUCAAGGACGGCCGCUGGAUCGCCGUCAACCCGCGGCCCGGCGCGCUCGUCGUCAACCUCGGGGACCAGCUGCAGGCGCUGAGCAACGGCAGGUACAAGAGCGUGUGGCACCGCGCCGUCGUCAACUCCGACAGGCCAAGGAUGUCGGUGGCGUCGUUCCUCUGCCCCUGCAACGACGUGCGCAUCGGCCCCGCCGCCAAGCUCGUCACCGGCGACACGCCGGCCGUGUACAGGGACUACACCUACGCCGAGUACUACGCCAAGUUCUGGAGCAGGAACCUGGACCAGGAGCACUGCCUCGAGCUCUUCAGGACCUAGCAGCAGCACCUCCUGCGUACGGUAGUACUAGCAGCAGAGAAGAACAAACAGCAGAGUCUAGCGUUUUCGAUGCUUCUCUUUCGUUUAGCUUUUCGGUUUUCCAUCAUCCCGUUUUGUUCAGUGAUGUACCAUGUAGUAUGUAUACGCAACAGAUGUACUCUGGUAGUUUGUUCGUUAGAAGUGAACUUGCCGACUCCAUCAGAAACUGUCUGUACCCUUCAUCAACUUCCCUCCAAUUCAGCUUUGCUUAUACAAGAACUCAAACUUCUCUUCUCUGAAUAA
This is a messenger RNA of Sorghum bicolor (sorghum), 1393 nucleotides long. Its product is annotated as protein DOWNY MILDEW RESISTANCE 6. The transcript has 4 exons. Lineage: Eukaryota; Viridiplantae; Streptophyta; Magnoliopsida; Poales; Poaceae. The coding region runs from base 101 to 1111 and encodes 336 amino acids. The record is from RefSeq and is a predicted model, not a curated record.